Messenger RNA from Stegodyphus dumicola, 1534 nucleotides. Its product is annotated as glutamine amidotransferase-like class 1 domain-containing protein 1. Gene Ontology annotation, cellular component: cytoplasm. NCBI's taxonomy places the organism in Eukaryota, Metazoa, Arthropoda, Arachnida, Araneae, Eresidae. Gene Ontology annotation, molecular function: glyoxalase III activity. The record is from RefSeq and is a predicted model, not a curated record.
AUUUCGUUAAGGGGCGAGUUGAAAUUGUAAAUAUGCCGGUGUGAAUGAGAUGCAAGAAUCACUGCAAUUGUUCUAACACUCGAAUAUUAAAAAUUAAUGAAAAGCAUGUCUAGCGCUCGUCAUAAUUGCCUAAUAGUUCUGAGUGGAUGCAAAGAAGGAAAUUCAGCACAAUCAUUUAUCCAAUCUUUUACGUUACUGCAUACAAAUUUUACUGUUCAGAUUGCAACCCCAGGGGUAAGUGAAAAAGGCAAGCCUUUAGAGUUUGUAAAACAGGAUGACCAGAGUAGAAGAUGGUUAAAUGAAUUUCGUAUGAAAUCUAUAGCAAUACCAAUCAGCUUACAGACAAUAGAUCCUCAUAGGUAUUCCUGUUUACUUAUUCCUCAUUCACCAGGUGCUGCAUUUGACUUAUCAGAUGAUAAAGAUCUCGCCCAAAUAUUGCAAAACUUUAUACAAGAAAAAAAACCUAUAUGUGCCAUCGGUAUGGGUGUAGCUGCAUUAUUUUCUGCCUGUGACGAAGAUUCUUGGUCUUUUUCAAAAUACAGCCUUACAUCAAUUUCUGUAUUUGAAUUAGCUAGAAAUCCUGAUUUUGAAAGUAUUCCUAUCAUUCCAGAAGAUGUUGUUAAAGAUAGAUUGGCCACAUAUAGUUGUAGUGAACCAGAUGAAGUUUAUGUUGUUGUGGAUCGACAUUUAAUUACUGGACAAAAUGAGCAAUCAACUAUUACUGCUGUGCAGAAUUUAAUAUUACUACACAAUCAAAAAUUCACACGUAAAGACAAAUCUCCACAUUAAAGUACUUUGGAAGUCAGUGUGAAAUGAAAUAAGCAUAUGAUGUGUUGAUUCCUCUGCAUAUCUAGUCAUUUUAAUUGCAGUUUUGAGAUUUACAUAAACAUACUAUGUUCUUAUAUUAUUAUGUUCCCGAUUUUCUUUUAAACUGGAAUAGACUGAUUUUUCUCUUUGCACUUGAAAGAUUAAAAAUUACUUAUAAUUUUAAGGUAAAAAAUAAUUCAUUAUAUUCUAUUUAAUUCUUAUCUAUUAAAGGUAUAGAAAAAUGAAGCAUAUAGUAAUAUAGCAAUUUCAGUUUAAAAAAAAAAAUUGUUAUAAAUUUUCAAAAUGACUAAAUAUGGUAGUAAUACCAUAUGUAGUUUAUUUUUUUAUUUGAAUAAACUAAAAUAUUUUACAUUAUAUUUUUAAUGUGAUUAUAGAUAUUAGGUUUUUUUAUACUAAACAAAUCUAUUUUUAUGUAAUCAGUAUUUAUCCAUAUUUCUGUACUAAAUAUAAGCAUGUAAACUAAUCUUGUUAUGUGAAUGCAUGAAAUACUUUUACUGUUAGCAGUUCUGAAAACUGAAAUCUAAAUAUUUCUCUCUAAUCGAAUAAUUUAAGGUGUAUUAUUUAAUUUGUUUUAAGCAUACUCAUGUGGCAUGUUUUUCAUAUGUAUCAUUUAAUGAGUGAAGAACUUAUUGUAUACAAAAUAAGCCACUUACCGAACAGGUAAUUGUUUGUCAAAUAAAUUUCAUAUAAAUUCUAAUUGAUUUGA